Molecule: messenger RNA, 207 nt
Organism: Penicillium maclennaniae
Lineage: Eukaryota; Fungi; Ascomycota; Eurotiomycetes; Eurotiales; Aspergillaceae
Exons: 1
Coding region: 1-207 (68 amino acids)
Cellular component (GO): membrane
Molecular function (GO): glycosyltransferase activity
Source: RefSeq, a predicted model, not a curated record
AUGGGUCUUAGCAUCCACAGAAGUGCAAGUGUGGCAGCCGAGAAAGUGAUGGACACGUUGUUGCCCGACUCACUUCCAAAGAAAAAAGUCGUCAUGGUCACUGGUAGCUCUGGUACAAACCGCAUGCUUGGGAUGCCACACAUCAAAGAGAUGAUUUACGAAAACCGCAAGACAUACGCCGAAAAGCACGGAUUCGACUUCACGUAG